Molecule: messenger RNA, 1560 nt
Organism: Asparagus officinalis (garden asparagus)
Lineage: Eukaryota; Viridiplantae; Streptophyta; Magnoliopsida; Asparagales; Asparagaceae
Product: probable glucuronosyltransferase Os03g0107900
Molecular function (GO): glycosyltransferase activity
Source: RefSeq, a predicted model, not a curated record
AAAUAACCAACCUCAUAAAUUCAGAUUUACCCAAAACAGAGAAAUCCAACAACAACAGGUUAAUAAAACUCAAAAGAAAACCACACAACACCAACAGACUCUUUAAUCUCCUCCCUUCCGAUCUCUUUCUCCUCCAUCCUACUGCAAUUUCUGAAAGCCUCAUUUCACCAAAAAAAAAACCCAUCUCUCUCUCUCUCUUUAAAUUUUUUUUUAAAGCCCCUCCUCACCAUGAAGCUCAAGCUCAAACCCAACACCUCCCAGAUGAAGCUCCUUCACAAAAAAGCCCCGCAACAAUCUUCUUUUGUCAGAAGACACUACCGUCUUCUCCUCUGGCUCUCCCUCUCCCUCUACCUCUUCUUCUCCUCUUCGUCGUCGUCUUCCUCUUUCUUCUCUUUCCCAAGCCCAUCCCUCGACAGAAGUAAAACCACAAUCUCUUUGCAAAAAACACCCUCCAGAGCUCUCAUCGAACAAGCCCCAAGGCCCAAAACCCCUCUCAAAAUCUACGUCUACAAUCUCCCUCCACGCUACAACGGAGAUUGGCUCGAUAAUCCCAGAUGUGGGUCCCAUCUGUUUGCGGCUGAAGUAGCGAUCCACGAAGCUCUCCUCACUUCAAAGUUCAGAACUUUGAACCCGGACGAAGCCGAUUUCUUCUUUGUUCCCGUUUACGUCUCCUGCAACUUCUCUACUGUCAACGGGUUCCCUUCGUUGACGCACGCCCGCUCUUUGAUCGCCUCUUCAAUCGCUGAAAUCAAGACAAAGUUUCCGUUUUGGAAUCGGACCAAUGGCCAAGAUCACAUCUUUGUCGCGUCCCAUGACUACGGAGCUUGCUUCCAUGCGAUGGAGGAUGUGGCGAUCGCCGAUGGGAUUCCUGGGUUCUUGAAGAGCUCGAUUCUGCUGCAGACGUUCGGGGUAAUCUCACCGCACAGGUGCCAGGAAGCGGAGCACGUGCUCAUACCGCCGUAUAUACCGCCGGAGGUGCUCCGAUCGCCGCCUCCCGAGACGAAGAAGAGGGACAUUUUCGUCUUUUUCAGGGGGAAGAUGGAGGUCCAUCCUAAAAAUAUUAGCGGGCGUUAUUACAGCAAGAAGGUGAGGACGGCGGUUUGGAACCAGUACAGUAACAACCGGAAGUUUUACCUGAGAAGGAAACGAUUCGAUGGGUAUCAGUCCGAAAUAUCGCGAUCGGUUUUCUGCCUCUGCCCGCUGGGGUGGGCCCCAUGGAGCCCGCGACUGGUAGAGUCGGUCGCCCUCGGCUGCGUGCCGGUCAUCAUCGCCGACGGAAUCCGUUUGCCGUUUCCGGACGCCGUGAACUGGCGCGACAUCUCGUUAACGGUGCCGGAGAGCGACGUCGGGGAGCUGGAGUCGAUUCUGGAGUGGCCGCGAGUAAUCUCACCCGCGAUGCCAGCGGAAUCUGUGGGACCCGGGGUCAGGAGAGCGCUGAUGUUCGACCGGCCGAUCGAGGGAGGUGACGCCACGUGGCAGGUGGUGAAGGGGUCGAGGGGAAGCUGCGAUCGCUCGCGUGGAGGAGGGGGCCAAUUGGAUGGCGACACGUGGGCAGUGUAA